This is a messenger RNA of Lactuca saligna, 975 nucleotides long. Lineage: Eukaryota; Viridiplantae; Streptophyta; Magnoliopsida; Asterales; Asteraceae. The record is from the annotation of a GenBank genome assembly.
AUGGCAAACCUUCACAACGAUGUCCUUGAAGAAAUAAUGAAAAGAUUGGAUAUGAGCGAUCUAAUCAAAUGCAAAAGCGUAUAUGAUUUCAAGGUUGUGAUAGGAUUCACUAAAGGUGAUGGCUUGACUUGUUUUCAAGUAUUAGCUUUGAAAUCAAAUGAAUGGAAAGUAAUCGGGGAUGUGAGCUAUUCUAUUGAUGGUAGGAUUGGUAUCUUAUGCAAUGGAGCACUUCACUGGGUUAUGAAACAAGAUAACAAGAAAGUGAUUCUUUCGUUUUGUUUAUCCGGAGAGGAAUUUAAAGAAAUUCCUCAACCUGAUAAUGAGGAGUAUGAAUCUGAUUCUAGUAAUGCUAGCCUUCCAACUAUGCGUUUAGGGGUUUUGGAUGAAUGUUUAUGUGUAUUUCAUUAUGAUAAGGUUAUUGAUAAAAUAUGGAUGAUGACGAACUACAAUGUAAAGCAGUCUUGGGGAAUAGUUGGAAAGGAUUGUGAGAGAAGAGUAGUUUUACACUCCUUGAAGACGUUGAAGCAUUACAUUCGUUACAAAAAGUCAUGGUAUCGUGAUGUUUUCCUUUUCAGGAAUAGGGAUUUUAUUGGUGCCCCUAUCUAUGUGGAAACUCUUGUAUCUCCUUAUGUUAAUGGGAGUCCAAUGAAAAAGAGGCAUCUAGGUGAUAUCAAGAAACGUUGUAAGUUGCUUAAGGGAGAUCCUUCAGUUGCAGGACCAAGUUCCAGAGUUUGAGGCUGUUGAAGACAAUUUCUAAUGGAUUUUAGUAUCUUUUCUUAAAGGUUCUGAAUAAUUUGCAUUUGGUGGAUUUUAAAAACUUAUGUUUGAUGGAUCGUAUAAGUGUUAUUAACUGUUACUUUCUUGUGAUAUGUUGUGUCUGAUAGUGUUAAUGUGUUGAAUACUGUCGCUUUUAGUUUGAAGUAUCUAGUUGGCCAGUUUUCAAAAAGAAAAAAAAUGUGAGUUUCUCAUUAACGC